Molecule: messenger RNA, 3788 nt
Organism: Hymenoscyphus albidus
Lineage: Eukaryota; Fungi; Ascomycota; Leotiomycetes; Helotiales; Helotiaceae
Source: the annotation of a GenBank genome assembly
CCGGAGCUAGAAACCCGGACACGUAUGGCUGUAUCAAGACCAUUUACACUUCUACAGUGUGAUUUUGCGAAUACCCUCCAGACUUCAGCACAACUUAAUUCACCAAUGCUUCUGUCCUUAUAAGCUUUGACCUCCUCACUUCUCCGCACCAUCACAUCCAUCAACGUGUCUUGAAACCUUCGACGUACAUUCAGUCGCAUUCGCAUGCCUCAGCGAUAGGAAUCCAGCUAGAGCGACAGCUUCGGCCUGCCGAUCUCGGUAUUGCGCAGUGUAGUGCACUGAAGUGGUUGAGGAUUAGUAGAGGACAAAUAGUGGCUAGUCAAUAUGGUAUGGCCUCGAAUAUCUCGGUCGGCGAGUCCAGGCGGGACAAUCCCAAUGACGAACCUACCAACGAUAAACGACGUCCACUCAGAACCACCAUCGCGACCAAGAUCACGGAGCCCUUCAAGGUCAAGGAACGGACAUAUGCGAACCACUUCGUCCUUUGCAAAGGUUGGCUUUGACUCACUCAGUGAUGCAUGGGCGUUGCUAAUAUAAAUAAAGUCAAUUGCAGAUGAAUAUUCCACUCUUACUCCUGCCCAAACGGCACAAAGGCUGCAAACCUCUCUAACACAUGGGCUUACACCUGGCGAGGCUCUCUCACGAUUACACGACCAGGGGCCGAACGAGCUUCCCCACGAUGAGCCCGAACCGUUAUGGUUGCGAUUCUUGAAGCAGUUUAAGGAACCGUUGAUCUUGCUAUUACUAUGUUCAGCAGUCGCAUCUGUCGUAGUUGGGAACAAAGACGAUGCAAUCAGUAUUGCCGUUGCAGUAACUAUUGUCGUUGCCGUGGGUUUCAUACAAGAAUACAGGUCGGAAAAAUCGAUAGAAGCUUUGAGCCAUCUAGUGCCAAACCAUGCGCAUUUGAUCAGAGGACAGAGAAGGAAUUCAUCCAUAAGAACUCCAACAUGGCCGCCGACUGAAGACGAAUCUGCGGAGACGGAAGGGUUAAUGGCUGGUUCAACUGAAGAUGUGGAAGCAAAGUUAGAAAGUGCUUCAAGCAAAGUUAUGGCGGCUCAACUGGUACCGGGAGAUCUGGUUCUAUUUACAACCGGGGAUCGUAUUCCAGCCGAUAUUCGUGUGACAAAAGCUAUAGAUCUCACAAUUGACGAAUCCAACCUCACAGGAGAGAAUGAACCUGUUAGAAUUACUGCCGAUGUCAGAGGACGCCCAAGUUAUCCUAGGGCCAAUGGAAACAGUUUGGAACCGCCUGAAUAUGCUUCUCCUGGGACGGGCGCUGUGGGUGUCGAUACUCGAUUGAACAGUACCACAAAUAUUGCCUUUAUGGGUACUUUGGUUAGAUCUGGACACGGUCAAGGAAUUGUUUACGCAACGGGUGGAAAUACACACUUUGGUACAAUUGCUGCUAGUGUUACGGAUACGGAAAGUCCUCGGACGCCUUUACAACUUUCUAUGGAUGCUCUUGGUUCGCAACUUAGUCAGGCUUCUUUUGUUAUUAUCGGAAUCAUUUCACUUGUGGGAUGGCUUCAAGGGAAAGGACUGCUAGAAAUCUUCACCAUUUCCAUUUCUCUUGCUGUGGCGGCAAUUCCCGAAGGUCUUCCCAUUAUUGUCACUGUAACAUUGGCGCUAGGAGUUCAUAGAAUGGCACGGCAUCAUGCGAUUGUUCGAAAGAUGCCAAGUGUGGAAACUCUAGGUUCGGUAAAUGUGGUUUGCAGUGAUAAAACAGGUAUGAACUAAACCUGAAUGGAAUGAUAGAGAUAUUGACAGAGAUUAUAGGAACGUUGACAAUGAACCAUAUGGCCACUACAAAAAUGUGGCAUGUGGAUGCCGAUGCGCCUAUUGCGAUUGAUUCUGGGGACGAAGAAGUGCAACCUGAUACUGUUACCCUACGAAUUCUACGAAUUGGCAACAUCGCCAACAAUGCUCGUUUAAGUCGUAUAAAUACACAUGCUCAAUCUGCCUCUUCUGUAGCCAUUCUAUCAUCCACCCAAGGCAGUAGGUCUACUAGUGGUCUAGGAAGCAGAUGGGUUGGGCAACCAACCGAUGUUGCAAUGCUAGAUAUGCUUGAUCGUUUCAACGAGCAUGAUGCACGAGAAGGCCUAGGUCAUCGACUUGGCGAAACACCAUUCAGCUCUGAAAGAAAGUGGAUGGGUGUCACUGUUGGUGAUGGUGAGGCAAGUUCCCACUCUCGAGAAGUCGCCUACAUUAAAGGUGCCGUCGACCGGGUUUUGGCAAGAUGCGAUACUUAUCUGACCAAAGAUGGCCGGGAGGUUAUAUUAGAUGACGCCGUAAAGAAGUCUGUAUUGGAUGCAGCUGAAAAGAUGGCGGAGGAAGGCUUGAGAGUGCUCGGAUUUGCGAGCGGCCCUGUCGCAAAGCAUUCAAAGUCUCUCAAACAACCAAUGAGUCGAAGUCCUACAACAACUUCUCCAGAGCCGCAUAUUUCUCACAAUGAAGACGUCUAUGAGGGACUUACAUUUGCUGGCCUGGUUGGAAUGAGUGACCCUCCUCGUCCCGGAGUACAAAAGUCGAUUAGGCGUCUCAUGAGAGGUGGUGUCAAGGUUAUCAUGAUUACUGGUGAUGCCGAAACCACAGCUGUUGCUAUCGGCAAAAAGUUGGGCAUGGCUAUAGCAACACCGCGCGAUCAUACUACAAGGUCUGUGGCCGUGAAGCCAGUUCUGCGAGGUGAGGAAAUAGAACAGAUGACAGACCAGGAAUUGGAAGUCGCCAUUGCCAAUACAUCCAUCUUUGCAAGAACAAGCCCAGACCACAAGAUGAAAAUCAUCAGAGCGCUACAGGCUCGUGGGGAUAUCGUUGCAAUGACUGGUGACGGAGUCAAUGAUGCUCCAGCUUUGAAAAAGGCCGAUAUUGGUAUCUCCAUGGGUUUGCAAGGGACAGACGUGGCCAAAGAAGCCGCUGAUAUGAUUCUGACCGAUGAUGAUUUCUCAACAAUUCUCAAAGCUAUCGAAGAAGGCAAAGGAAUCUUCAACAAUAUCCAAAAUUUCCUCACUUUCCAACUCAGUACAAGCGCUGCAGCGCUGAGUUUGGUUUUUCUCUGCACGUGCUUGGGAUUCAAAAAUCCUUUAAACGCGAUGCAGAUUCUCUGGAUUAGUGAGUUGUUUGAUAAGAGGGGCUUUGGGAUAAAAGACUGACAUACUUAGAUAUUAUCAUGGAUGGUCCACCGGCUCAAUCUUUAGGCGUUGAGCCAGUCGAUCCCGAUGUCAUGAAACGACCACCACGAAAGCGAAAUGCUCCUGUCCUUACUUGGCCUCUCAUCACCCGAGUUUUAACUUCGGCCACGAUCAUUAUGCUUGGGACCAUGGCCGUUUACACCCACGAAAUGCUCACGGAUGGUGAAGUAACCAAACGUGAUACCACCAUGACAUUCACCUGUUUUGUUCUAUUUGACAUGUUCAAUGCUUUGAAUUGUCGUUCGGAAUCCAAAUCUGUAUUAAGAGGGGAGGUUGGUCUACUUAGCAAUACCCUGUUCAAUUGGGCGGUUUCUUUGAGUUUGGGAGGACAAAUAUUGGUUAUUUACUUUCCCUGGUUACAAGAGGUGUUCCAGACGGAGGCGCUUGGGUUGUUUGAUUUGGUGGGCUUGGUCAUGCUUACGAGCAGUGUGUUUUGGGCGGAUGAGGCGAGGAAAUACUGGAAGUAUAGGGGGAAGAGGAGACUUGGGAGUGGAUAUAGUCAGGUUGUUUAAAAGCCCGGUCUUCAUGCUGGGCAAUGGAGUUGACCCAUACAGGACACUGUAUAUAUAUAAUAGAAUAAAUGCUCUGUACAGCUUUUAG